Molecule: messenger RNA, 728 nt
Organism: Stegodyphus dumicola
Lineage: Eukaryota; Metazoa; Arthropoda; Arachnida; Araneae; Eresidae
Product: 60S ribosome subunit biogenesis protein NIP7 homolog
Biological process (GO): ribosome assembly
Cellular component (GO): nucleus
Molecular function (GO): RNA binding
Source: RefSeq, a predicted model, not a curated record
CUGACGUUUCGAAAAAAAAUAAAAACUGCACGUGUAAAACCGAAAAUUUGAAUUUGUAAUUGUAAGCUAGUUAUAAUUAAGUACUGUGAUUAUAUUCUUGCCUUUUGAAGCAUUUUAAUAUGCGACCGCUUACGGAUGAGGAGACAAGAGUUCUAUUUGAAAAAUUAUCAAAAUAUAUUGGAGAGAAUGUGAAAUUAUUAAUAGAUCGUCCAGACGGCAUUUAUUGCUUCAGAUUACACAAGAACAGAGUAUUUUAUGUCAGUGAAGUAAAUAUGAAACUUGCCUGUAAUAUACCCAAAGAAGCAAUUUUGAGCUUGGGAACCUGCUUUGGAAAAUUUACAAAGUCUUUACAGUUUAAGUUUCAUAUCACAGCUUUAGAUUACAUUGCCCCUUAUGCUAAGCACAAAAUAUGGCUGAAGGCUAAUGCUGAACAGCAAUUUUUAUAUGGUCAUAAUAUAUUAAAGACUGGUCUAGCAAGAAUUUCUGAAAACACAAUUAAAUAUCGAGGUGUUGUUGUUUACUCUUUGAAUGAUCUUCCCCUUGGUUUUGGAGUAGCAGCAAAAUCUGCAGAAGAGACGCGGAAUGCUGAUCCCCUGGCAAUAAUUGCAUAUCACCAAGCAGACAUAGGAGAGUAUUUAAGAAAUGAGGAACAGUUAUGCUAGUGCAGUUGUUCCGGACUUUGUAAAAUAUGUAUAUAAGUGAAAUAAAUUUUUUAUAUGCACAUCAGA